Drosophila takahashii is the source of this 4365-nucleotide messenger RNA. NCBI's taxonomy places the organism in Eukaryota, Metazoa, Arthropoda, Insecta, Diptera, Drosophilidae. The record is from RefSeq and is a predicted model, not a curated record.
CCAUGGUGCCGAACAUUACGCACAAUUUAUAUACACAUUUUAUUCACUGAAAACGAGCAAGGGGAGAAUAAUUAAAUUUGGAAACAGCCAAUUAGGAUAUUUCUCUGUUGUUAUAUGGCAAAUCGGAGUAAAAACACGUGGAUCUGUAGAGCGGCGUCUGGUCUUCGACGCACUUGGCAACCCUUGUCGCGACGUACAUAUACUUCUUAUUCGGAAAAAAAUUGUAAGAAUUAGCUCGGUGGGCGACUUUUUGCUCAAAACGUUGAAUUUACCCAAGAAUCUCAAUCUAAAAUCGCAUUUAACGGUUAAGAAACUUAAUAACCGUUAAAAAACCUAUGUGAAAGUGACUUUACUCUACUAUACGAACCAAAAAAUCCAAGUAAAAAGCAACUUCCGCAGACGUCAGCAAGUGCCACAUAAAAAAGAAAGAAAUAGAUGGAACAAACAAAUAAACAGGGCUGAUUCGAUAAACAAAACCAAGGAACAAACCAAGUACAGCACAGGACAACAAAAUAGGAGCGGCCGAGUGUGCCGUGCUGUCAUGCAUUUUGUUACACAGCAGCGGGCACAACAGCAGCACCACAAGUCCUCCACCUCCUCGUCGAGCUCCUCGCUGGCCUCCAGUUCCUCGUGCUCCGGAUCGGGAUCGGGAUUGGGAUCAGGAUCUGGCCUGGGAUUAGGAUCCACCUCCCGCUUCGUGGGCCUGCGCAAGUCCUCCAGCCAGGGUGCCCUGCCCAAGUCCUUGGCCACCGCCCACAGCUUCUUCCAUCGUCCUUCGUCCUCGUCCUCAUCCUCGCAGGGCAAGCACAAGCGCACCGCCAGCCUCAAUGCGACGCCCAUGCGCGAUUCGAUCACCGAGGAGAUCACGAUAACGAGCACCACCACAAACAGCAGUUCGAGCAGCAAACUCCUAACCAUUCAGGAAGCUGCCGGCAGCCUCGAGCAGAGCAGCGUCUCCAUAUCGACGUCCUCCAAACAGAGCGCUUCCACAACAUCCGGCGGCGGAUCGCCACCACAAGUUGGAGGAGCCCCAGGUGCCAAUGAAUCGAAUGGCAGCAACCUCAGCCUAAACCAGGCCGCCACUUCCACUAGUCCUGCCUCAGGUUCCAGUGCUGCGCCAGGUGUCACGCCCAGCAUAAACAUCGUGUCCAGCGAUUCGGGUCGCGAUCAAACGCAGCAGUCGCAGGGCGUCGACUCCAACGGACACACUGCCUCGGGGGACAGUCCCUCUAGCCGGAAGAGCUCCACCGGCUCAAAGGGCAAGCCCAGCCAGGCAAAGCUAUCCACAUCCAGCAGUGGACGCGAUGAGGACAUCUCGCACCACCGGCUGAGCGAUCUCACCCAGCACGAGCUGAGCCUGCUGCGCGUCGACCGGGAUCAGCAGCUGAACAGCAGCAGCUCCACCUCCAACGAGAAGCCGGCCAAGCCAUCAAGGCUAUCGGAGCGGGCCAAGAAGAAGUCCUGGUACAACGUCAUCUAUCCCAACUACAAGUCGCGGGCCGAGGACUUCAAGAAACUCUUCAAGGACGUGCCCAACGAUGAGCGCCUGAUAGUGGACUACUCGUGUGCCCUGCAACGCGACAUUCUGGUCCAGGGUCGUCUGUAUGUGUCGCAGAACUACGUCUGCUUCCACGCGAACAUCUUCAGCUGGGAGACCUAUGUGAGCAUCAAGUGGAAGGAUGUGACGGCCAUAACCAAGGAGAAGACUGCCCUGGUGAUACCCAAUGCCAUUUCGAUAUCCAGCGGCAAGGACAAGUACUUCUUUGCCACGUUCACCUCGCGCGACAAGAGCUUCUUGAUGCUCUUCCGCGUCUGGCAGAACACGCUGAUGAACAAACAGUUUUCGGCGCAGGAGAUCUGGAAGCAUGUGCACACCUGCUACGGCGAGGAGCUGGGCCUGACCACCGACGACGAGGACUACAUCGAUCCCACGCUGGACAACAACGACAGCAACGAGACGGACUUUGACUUCCAGACGGCCAUCGAUGACGAUAGCCAGUCGCAGCGGCAGUCGCAGCAGUCGAAUCAAUCCACCCAGUCGAAUCCCAAUCAGCUUCCCCAGAGCGGCAACAGCAGCGCCAGCAGCGGCGGCGGCGUCCGGGCCUCUGCGCCCCGCAAGUCCAAGACGAAAUACUUCUUCAACUCCUCCAAAUCUUCGGCCAACGCCUCGGCCAGCGGAUCGGAUAAUAACAAGACCCGGGAGAGUUCCCGCAAACUGAACAAGAAGAUGAAGCAGAAUGCCAAGGAGCUGACGCUCAGCUCGGUGAAGCCGACGGAGCUGUCGGUGAGCGUCACCAUGAGCGCACCCAGCGCCAGCAGCAGCAGCACAGCCGGCUCCACCACAGCCUCCUCCUCCACCAUUGCCAACCACACGGGCUCUGGCUCCGGUUCGGGAUCGGUGUCGGGUUCAAACACGGCGGCGCCCAGCGGCAGUGGCAGCGAGAAGAAGGCUGCCGAGAAGAAGAUCAGUACGUCUUCGAACUCCGCCGCUUUAGCAGCAGCAUCUCUGGCCACUGCCACGGAUUCCAAGCUGGAGAUAAAGCGCAAGUUGGGGAAAAAUCAUCGCCAGCGGGAUGAGGGCAAAAAUGCUGCCGAAAGUGUGCCCACAGAUGUCUCCGAUUCGUCGGAUUCCGAGGAGAAUAACUUGCCAUUUGUGCCCACCACCGAGUGUACCUCGACCCAUGAGGGCCGCCAGAUCGUCCACACCAUUCUGCCCAUCAAUGUGGACACCUUGUUCAAUCUGCUGUUCAGCAAGUCCAAGUUCAUAACCGACUUCCAUGCCAUGCGCAAGUCAACGGAUUUGGUGCUGGGCGAGUGGACCAAGAACGAGGAGGGUCUACAAUCGCGCACUGUGAACGUCACCGUUCAAUUGGCCGCCUCUGUGGGACCCAAGACCUCAAAGGUAACCGAGUACCAGGUGCAGCGGGAGUGCAGCAAACCGGGCGAACUGUAUUCCAUAGACGUGAAUAGCGUUAAUGCAGGCAUUCCAUACGCGGACAGUUUCAGUGUGCUCAUACACUUCUGCCUGGCCAGAACUGUCGAUGAUCACACUAUGCUGUCGAUUCACACCCAGAUCAAGUACAAAAAGUCGAUCUGGGGCGUUGUCAAGGGCUUCAUCGAGAAGAACACGUGGGCUGGCCUGGAGGACUUCUUUGGCGCCCAGUUGCAUGCGCUCCAGAGCGAGACCUGCAUUCCGCCGGCCAAGGGAAAGGGACGCAGGCCGAGGAGAGGCAUGAAUCAGCAAUCCGCCACCUCGACCACAUCGACCACUAACCACACAGCGACCAGUACGGACAAUGACAGCAUCCAGGAGGCGCUUCAUCCGCAGCAGCAGAACGAGCAUCACCAGCAUCAGCAUCUGCACAUGCACCAUCACCACCACCAUCACCACGGUAGCCAGCAUCACCACCACGAUCCCAGGCACUCCCACCAUCAUCAGCCUUCGCUUCCCCAUCAUCACCAGCAUCCGCAUCAGCAUCCUCAUUGGCAUCACCGUAAGGCUAUACUUCAGGCCAGCAGCAGAGGUACCGCCACCCAAAUUCGUCCACUGGAGGAGGCGAUCGUUUCGGCCCCGUCCGGUGAUCCCCUGGAGGGCCAAAUGCUGUCCACCGGCGGCGGCGGCAUUCCUACGGCGGCAGUCGGCGCCGCCACCGGUCAUCCGCUGCUGCUCGAGGGCGGCAAGCAGCAGCAGCAGAUGCUACACCACCAGCAGCAGAUGCACCACCACCACCACCUGCAGCCGCACAAGCAGCACCACCAGCAGCAGCAGCAGUUGCACCUGGGCGGCGGCGACGGCCAGCCGAUGGCGACGGGUCACGGGUCACAGGGUCACAGACUCAGACACAAGGGCUUGUGGUUGUUGGUUAUACUGUUGCUGUGCUUGAUGCUGGCAUUAAAUGUGAUAUUAUUACUUAAGCUCUGGAAGCUGGAGGAACGCAUUGACGUGGAUCUCAAUCGGCGGGCUCGCCUGCCCAGUUUGGCGGCCCUGAGUGAGCUACCGAGCACGAACCAGGAAUGGCUGGAACUGCUGCGCGACCAGGAGAUGGCGCACGAGAACGAGCUGCAAAAGUGGCAGCAGGUGCUCCAAACUGCCAUCGAGCUGCUGAAAAAGGUGAGCAUUGUCUGCGAAAAGAUCUACAACGAUGGCCAGCUGCGUCAGAGCAUUGAGUCGAUGUCGAUGGCGGUGCACACUGAAUUCUAAGCAUCUCAUUAGACGGUGAUUAACAGCAGCGAACAGUGACUGCGGCAAGAGCAGCAAGAGCGACCACUAAUUGUAACCUUAACACUCACAACCACACACAUGUAUACUUGCAGUGCGUUUCAUAAUUGCAGGGCAGCUGUAGCGAUCUAAUAACUGAAUUAUUU